AUGUUUCCAAAAAAUAACGAAGAAUUAGCAAUAAUUCAUGAAAAUCCUUUGUCAUCCCCAAGCUCUCGUCAAAUGGAGCUUGAUACUUUAUUGGCCUUAGCAAAUAAAUUAUUAAAAAAACUCCCAUAUAAACAUAAACUUACGUUAUCUCUCGAAGAGAUACUUGCUCCGCGUGAACAAAAAAAGAACGCAAAAAAUCAACCACGACCACAAAAUAGGUUCAUUUUAUUCCGAAAGGAAUACAUUGCAUACGCGAAAAAGCAAGAUCCUGCUCGAACAAGAUCAAUUUGUAUAAAUGAAAUUUCAAAUGAGGCAAGUCAACAUUGGAAAACAUUGCCACCUCAAGUUAAGCGAUUGUUUACCAUUUUAGCGAAAAUCGCCGAUAAGAGACAUAAAUUGAUGUAUCCAGAUUAUGUCUAUAAACCUCAAAAAAAGGAAAGUAAGCAAACAUCUUCCGAAGAACAAACGUCUUAUGAGAAAAGUAUCUCUUCGAAUCGCGUUAACGAAAUAUUAGAAUUUGAAGAAUAUAUUAAUUAUAACGAAUGCUGUUAUUAA
Molecule: messenger RNA, 555 nt
Organism: Dentiscutata heterogama
Lineage: Eukaryota; Fungi; Glomeromycota; Glomeromycetes; Diversisporales; Gigasporaceae
Source: the annotation of a GenBank genome assembly